AUGCAGGAAACCACGACCGGAAUUACCUUCACUAUACGGGACACCCUGAAAACAACUCAACCUGGCAAAAACCUUGCCCCCAUUGAAAUUUGUUCAUUUGCCCCAGACUCCCGUCUUUGCCCGGUAACCUACAUCAAACAUUACAGCACAAAAACGCAUUCGCUGCCUAGCAACCCACGCCUCCUGAUCAGUUACACGAAACCGCACAAGCCUGUCACCAACUCUACUGUGGCUAGAUGGAUUAGAUCUACACUCCAGGAUGCUGGUAUAGACAUUAGCAUAUUCUUGGCACAUAGUAGUCGCACAGCCUCCACCUCUUACAGCGCCAAUGCACAACUUCCUCUAGCGGAUAUACUCAAGGCUGGGGGCUGGUCAAACACUAAAACAUUCCCUGAACACUAUAACAAGCCUAUUAGUGGCAACCUGUGUCAAACUCUUCUGACUCAUUUUGACUCAGCUGCACAGGCUAAAUAG
Molecule: messenger RNA, 474 nt
Organism: Porites evermanni
Lineage: Eukaryota; Metazoa; Cnidaria; Anthozoa; Scleractinia; Poritidae
Source: the annotation of a GenBank genome assembly